AUACCCUUCAAGUUAAUCCUUUGCAGUGAAAAAGAAAGGGAAAAGGGUCAAACAUUUUUCCACAAAUAAAAGUGUAUAUUCUAAAGAUUAAACACACUAUCAUGUCUUCCAAAGAUCGAAAGAAAGCACCAGUAUAUCGGAAACUACAAAGGCUACGCUCUGUCAUCAACUCUACUUCUGUAAAUAGAACUUCAAUCAUUGUGGACGCAUCGAGAUAUAUAGAAGAGUUGAAAGAAAAGGUGGAAAUGCUGAACCAAGAGAUUGGAACUUCACAAAUGUCAACUUCUCAGAGUCCUUUGCCAACGCAAGUUAAUGUGGAAACCCUAGAGAAAGGAUUCCUUAUUAAUGUGUUUCUGGAAAAGAAUUGCCCUGGUUUGCUCGUUUCCAUAUUGGAAACCUUUGAAGAGCUUGGCCUUGACGUGUUGGACGCUAGGGUUUCUUGCGAAGACAAUUUCCAACUGGAAGCCAUGGGAGGAGAAAAUCAGAGUAAUGCUGAAGGCAUGGAUGCUCAGAUGGUGAAACAAGCAGUGAUGCAGGCUAUCAGUAAAUGGAGUGAAAAUAUAUAACCACCAUGUUUAGGAUUCCUCAGUUUUCGUUUUUUAAAAUAACAUAUGUUUUCUUAAUUGUUAAUUUCUAUCCAUUUCAAUGUAAAGUCUUUAUC
This is a messenger RNA of Hibiscus syriacus, 661 nucleotides long. Its product is annotated as transcription factor SCREAM2-like. Gene Ontology annotation, molecular function: DNA-binding transcription factor activity; sequence-specific DNA binding. Bases 102 to 566 code for a protein of 154 amino acids. NCBI's taxonomy places the organism in Eukaryota, Viridiplantae, Streptophyta, Magnoliopsida, Malvales, Malvaceae. The transcript has 4 exons. Gene Ontology annotation, biological process: regulation of DNA-templated transcription. Gene Ontology annotation, cellular component: nucleus. The record is from RefSeq and is a predicted model, not a curated record.